AUGCCGCGGGGCCAGCUGGCAGUUGUAGUCCUGAUAUUCACAACCACGCUCGCUCCUACCUUUAACACCCCGCCUCCGCUCUCGCAAACAACAGCCGCUCCGGAAAACCAACUGAACCCUGGAACGCAGGCUUUCUCUCCCACUGUGAAGGGAGCUCGGGGAAAGUCAGUCCUCUUAUAUCCUGGGAUCUCAGUCGGAUCGGACGUUUAUGAGAUUGUGUGGAAACUGACAUCACUCAGUAGCAGGAUAGUGCAAUACAUAAAGGAGAACACUGAAAUUUUCAUGGCUAAGUACGAGCGACGGAUAACUCUACAUCCCGGGAACUUCAGUCUGGAAAUCCAUGAUGUAUGGAGAGCGGAUGCUGGUGAUUAUGAGGUGACUGUUACCACAGGUUCAGGAGCUGAAUCCAAGAGGAUAGUUCGACUGGAGGUGUACGAGCCUGUGUCCGGAGCAAACAUCAAGUUCCAGUGCAUCCCCGGGAUCAGUGACGUCACCCUAACCUGCUCUGUGACCUCAGGCGACUCCCCCACAUUCAGGUGGUGGAGAGAAGAAGCAGCUGUGGGAGACAACAGCAACUAUCGCGCUUGGAAACACGGAGAGACGGUAGAGGUUCAUUACACAGCAGAGGUUAAAGAUGUUGUGUACAUGUGUGAGGCCUGGAAUGAUGUCAGUAAGGACAAGGCAUGGAUCUCACUACAGGAUGUCUGUAAACGCGACACACCGCUUCCAACAGAGAUGAGCACCGUUUACAGAGACUUCAGUGCAUGA
Messenger RNA from Mobula hypostoma (lesser devil ray), 768 nucleotides. RefSeq lists its product as uncharacterized. The transcript has 4 exons. Bases 1 to 768 code for a protein of 255 amino acids. NCBI's taxonomy places the organism in Eukaryota, Metazoa, Chordata, Chondrichthyes, Myliobatiformes, Myliobatidae. The record is from RefSeq and is a predicted model, not a curated record.